AUGGACAGAUCAUCUCUGUGCUGUCGUAGAAAGUUGCAGGCCAAAAAGGGCAAGCCCAAUGCGGAAUGGGAAGACAGUCCAUCACACUUUGAAGAGGAGCUGUCCAUGUUUGAUGAUGCAGAGAUGGACAUGGAAGACAUGGAGGGACAGGCUGGACACGAUGUCAUUCCUGUGGGCGAGUUGUUCUCAGCCGACCUGAAUCCUCGCUGGCGACGGCCGCCUGCUCCGACCCUGAACCCUGCUGUGGACACUUUGAUAUUCCAACAAAUUGAUCUGGACUAUUAUUUAGAUGCAGCAGUUCCAGGCAUGCCGGGCCAGACGCAGGGGAAAGUGCCCAUCAUCCGUAUGUUUGGGGUGACCGACAGUGGGAAUAGUGUGUGCUGUCACAUCCACGGCUUUGCUCCGUACUUCUAUGUGGCUGCUCCUGCGGGAUUCAAAUCUGAUUUCUUGGGUGAAUUCCAGAGAGAAUUGAACUCUGUGGUGCUCAAAGACAUGCGCUCCAAUAAGGACAACAUUUCUGUCACUGUUCUGGCUGUGGACAUCACCCGUAAAGAGAGCAUGUAUGGUUACCACGGAAAAUGUAUUCUGGAUUUCCUCAAGAUUACCAUGGCCAUGCCCCGCCUCAUCGCCCCGGCAAAGAGACUCCUGGAACAGGGCUUUAAGUUUGGGCCUUUUCCACAUCAGAGUUACCAGUCCUUUGAGGCCAACAUUGACUUUGAAAUUAGGUUUAUGGUAGACUGUGACGUUGUUGGCUGCUGCUGGAUCGAGCUGCCCAAAAACACGUUCAGAGUUCGGGAGGAGAAGAGCGGAGAUUCAUCUCGAUUCCCGAGCAAGGUCAGUCUGUCCUGGGUUCUGUCCUGGGUUCUGUCCUGUGUUCUGUCCUGUGUUCUGUCCUGUGUUCUGUCCUGUGUUCUGUCCUGUGUUCUGUCCUGUGUUCUGUCCUGUGUUCUGUCCUGUGUUCUGUCCUGGGUUCUGUCCUGUGUUCUGUCCUGUGUUCUGUCCUGUGUUCUGUCCUGUGUUCUGUCCUGUGUUCUGUCCUGUGUUCUGUCCUGUGUUCUGUCCUGUGUUCUGUCCUGUGUUCUGUCCUGUGUUCUGUCCUGUGUUCUGUCCUGUGUUCUGUCCUGUGUUCUGUCCUGUGUUCUGUCCUGUGUUCUGUCCUGGGUUCUGUCCUGGGUUCUGUCCUGGGUUCUGUCCUGGGUUCUGUCCUGGGUUCUGUCCUGGGUUCUGUCCUGUUCUCUCCAUGUUCUCUCUUUCGCUUUCGUCCAGGCCUCCCUCUGUCAGUACGAGGUGGAUGUGGGCUGGAACGACAUGAUCAGUCACCCUGCAGAAGGCGACUGGCAGAGGAUCGCACCGCUCCGAGUGCUGAGCUUUGACAUAGAGUGCGCAGGAAGAAAAGGAAUCUUCCCAGAAGCAGAGAAGGACCCAGUCAUUCAGAUCGCCUCCAUGGUGCAGCGUCAGGGCGAGACGGAGCCCUUCAUCCGGACAGUGUUCACCCUGCAGUCCUGUGCCAGCAUCGUGGGCUCCCAAAUCCUCUGCUUCACACAAGAAAAGCAGCUCCUACAGAGCUGGGCUGAGUUUCUGCGCACGGUGGACCCAGACAUCAUCACUGGCUACAACAUUCAGAACUUUGACUUCCCGUAUUUGUUGAAUCGAGCCGCCGCGUUGAAGGUCCACCUGUUCCCGUACUUGGGCCGAGUGCUAGGCGCCAGGUCGGUUAUCAAAGAUCUGAACUUUCAGAGUAAACAGAUGGGAAGACGUGAAAACAAAACUGUAAACAUGGAGGGGCGUGUUCAGUUUGAUCUACUGCAGGUUCUGCUCAGGGACUACAAACUUCGCUCGUACACUCUGAACGCUGUCAGCUUUCACUUUUUACAAGAGCAAAAAGAGGACGUGCAACAUUCUAUCAUUACGGACUUACAGAACGGCAACGAGCAAACGCGGCGCCGCUUGGCGGUCUACUGCCUGAAGGACGCGUACCUGCCCCUGCGCCUGCUGCAGAAGCUCAUGUGUGUCAUCAACUACAUGGAGAUGGCCCGUGUGACCGGAGUCCCGCUGUCCUACCUGCUCUCCAGAGGGCAGCAGAUCAAAGUGGUGUCUCAGCUGCUACGCCAGGCAAUGAAGCAGGAUCUGGUCAUGCCCGUGGUGAAGACCGAGGGGGGCGAGGAUUACACUGGAGCCACUGUGAUCGAGCCAGAGAAAGGAUACUACAGCCUUCCCAUCGCCACGCUGGAUUUCUCCUCCCUGUACCCAUCCAUUAUGAUGGCUCACAACCUGUGCUACACGACGCUGCUGCAGAGAGGCUCCGCAGAGAAACUGGGACUUUCAUCGGACGACUUCAUCAAGACUCCGACUGGGGACCAGUUUGUGAAGAGCUCUGUGAGGAAGGGUCUACUCCCUGAAAUCCUGGAGAACCUGCUGUCUGCCAGGAAGAAAGCAAAGACGGAACUGAAGAAAGAAACGGACCCGUUCAAGAAACAAGUGUUGGACGGCCGACAGCUGGCUCUCAAAAUCAGUGCCAACUCUGUGUACGGCUUCACCGGCGCUCAAGUGGGAAAACUGCCCUGUCUGGAAAUCUCCCAGAGCGUGACUGGAUUCGGACGGCAGAUGAUAGAGCAAACCAAACAGCUCGUCGAGUCUCGCUACACCAUCGCCAACGGGCACCAGGCCGAUGCCAAGGUCAUUUAUGGAGACACGGAUUCGGUUAUGGUUAAGCUCGGCGUUGCCACGGUGAGGGAGGCCAUGGAAAUUGGAAAGGAGGCAGCUGAGUGGGUGUCGUCACAUUUCACUGAGCCGAUCAAACUGGAGUUUGAAAAGGUCUACUUUCCGUAUUUGCUCAUCAACAAGAAGCGCUACGCAGGUCUGUACUUCUCCUCCAGCGCGGACACUCACGAGAAGAUGGACUGUAAGGGGAUUGAGACUGUACGGAGAGACAACUGCCCCCUAGUGGCCAAUCUUAUCAACACGUGCCUCCAGAAAAUCCUAAUCGAGAGAGACCCGCAGGGAGCUGUAGACCAUGCCAAAGAAAUAAUCUCGGACCUGUUGUGUAACCGCAUUGACAUCAGCCAGCUGGUGAUCACGAAGGAGCUGACCCGAACGGCCCAGGAGUACGCAGGCAAACAGGCCCAUGUGGAGCUGGCAGAGCGAAUGAGAAAAAGAGAUGCAGGAAGUGCCCCUAAUUUAGGAGACCGAGUGCCUUACGUCAUCAUUAAAGCUGCAAAAGGAGCAGCAGCAUACACAAAAUCAGAGGAUCCUAUUUAUGUGCUGGAAAACAACAUCCCCAUCGACACGCAGUACUACCUGGAGCAGCAGCUGUCCAAGCCCCUGCUGAGAAUAUUCGAGCCUAUUUUAGGAGAGACCAAAGCUGAGAGUGUCCUGCUCAAGGGCGACCACACGCGCUGCAAAACCGUGCUGACCUCAAAGGUGGGAGGCCUCAUGGCGUUUGCCCAGAAGAGGAGCACCUGCAUCGGCUGCAAAGCGGUGCUCAAAACGGAUGCGGCUGUGUGCGAUUUCUGCAAGAGAAAGGAGUCUGAACUUUACCAGAAGGAGAUUUAUCAUCUAAACACGCUGGAGGAGCGCUUCUCCCGCCUGUGGACGCAGUGUCAGCGAUGUCAGGGCUCGCUGCACGAGGACGUGUUGUGUACCAGCCGUGACUGCCCCAUUUUCUACAUGCGGAAAAAGGUCCAGUUCGACCUGGACGACCAGAGCAAACUGGUGUCUCGCUUCGGCUGGUGA
Messenger RNA from Knipowitschia caucasica, 3732 nucleotides. NCBI's taxonomy places the organism in Eukaryota, Metazoa, Chordata, Actinopteri, Gobiiformes, Gobiidae. The record is from the annotation of a GenBank genome assembly.